Bombus impatiens (common eastern bumble bee) is the source of this 1812-nucleotide messenger RNA. It is a transcript of the gene Mt2, whose product is annotated as tRNA (cytosine(38)-C(5))-methyltransferase. The coding region runs from base 287 to 1351 and encodes 354 amino acids. The transcript has 2 exons. Lineage: Eukaryota; Metazoa; Arthropoda; Insecta; Hymenoptera; Apidae. The record is from RefSeq and is a predicted model, not a curated record. Gene Ontology annotation, molecular function: methyltransferase activity.
GAACAGUCAAUGGAACUGUACGUUAGGUUAGUUAAUGUCGUUUGUUAUUAUUAUUUAUAAUUUUGUUAAAUACUAAAAGAACGUGUUUGUUAUAUAAGGAAAAAAGUAGAAUCUUUUUAACAUUUCAUUAAGUUUUGUAUAAAUUAUAUGAAUAUAAACGAACGAAGGUUAUGAUAAAGUAAGAAAAUUUCAACAUGAUUUCAUAAUAAAGUGUGUUGACAAAGAGAAAAAUAUAUAUUGAUAUUGAGUCAUCUGUAAAUAUUAUAAGCUUGUAUGAUUCAUAAUAAUGAGAGUUUUGGAAUUAUAUAGUGGUAUUGGUGGAAUGCAUUAUGCUCUUCAAGAAAGUGGUAUUAACGGAGAUGUUGUUGCAGCAGUUGAUAUAAAUACUGUUGCAAACAGUAUAUACAGAUAUAAUUUUCCAAAUGUAUUACUUAUGAAUUGUAAUAUUCAAUCACUUUCUGCAAAACUGAUAAAUGACUUAAAUAUAGAUACUAUAUUAAUGAGUCCUCCAUGUCAACCUUACACAAGAGUUGGACUUCAGAGAGAUAUAUCGGAUAAUAGAUCAUCUUCGUUACUUCAUGUUCUUUCAUUGAUUCCACAAUUGAGAACAUUAAAGCAUAUAUUGCUUGAAAAUGUAAAAGGAUUUGAAAAGUCUGAAAUGAGAAAUGCAGUAUUAAAAUGUAUGAAUAUGUCUGGAUUCAAUUAUAAGGAACUAAUUCUAAGUCCUUGUCAAUUUGGUAUUCCAAAUACCAGAUAUAGAUAUUAUUUAUUGGCUAAAAGGAAGGAUUCUGAAUUUUGCUUUGAUCACUGUAUAUUAAAUUUUAAUCUACCAGAAGCUGUUUUAAAGGCCUUACCAAGAAGUAAACAUAAUUUAUUAUUAGAAGGUGCUAAAACAGAUAAGAAGUGCUACAAAUUAGAAAAUAUUUUAGAAAAUGUUGAAAAGUCACAGUAUUUAAUUCCUAGAAAGUUGUUACAAAAGAGAGCUUGGUUGUUUGAUAUAAGAACAUCUCAAAGCGAUGGUUCUUGUUGUUUUACAAAAGCUUAUAGUCAUUAUGCAGAAGGAACAGGUUCUGUAUAUUCUCCAUAUACCGAAGAAACAAUCCAACAGAUAUUUUUAGAAGCAAAUAAGUAUGGCAAGCAAUCAUUAGAAGCAUCAGAAGUUUUACAAAAAUUAAUGUUAAGAUAUUUUACACCCAAAGAAGUGUCUAGAUUAAUGUGUUUUCCUGAAGAAUUUAAAUUUCCAGAACAUAUAACAUGUAAACAAAGAUACAGACUUUUGGGAAAUUCAAUUAAUGUAUAUGUAGUUAGUAGAUUAAUAUUUUUAUUAUAUACUGAGAAAAAAAUUACAUGACAUUCACAGAAAUAUAUUUUAUAUAUAUUUUUAAUAAAAAAAAUGUUUUAUAUUCCAAAACGAAGUUACAAAUUUCUAACAGAAAAAAUACAAAGAAAUAAGUAUAAUAGGUAAAUGAAGUCUCUAUAAUAACAUAUUUAGUUUUUGACAUAAAUAUAGAUCAUUCAUGACCAUCUAAGUCCUAAGUGAUUACAAAUGUUAGCAUUUACAUAAUUUUUGUACUUUAGUCAUUUACAAUCAUUCAUAGUAGUAUAAUCAUUGUUAACCAAGUAUCAUUGCAAUCAUUGCUUUUGAUUAAUAUGAAGCUCACAUUUCUCUUAAUUCUUAAUACAUACUUAGAAGUGCUAGUAAUUCAGUUUUUUGCAUUGUGUAAUUUUGGUACAGAAUCGUUCAAUACCCAGUAAUGUUAUUGCUUUUAUGCUCAAUAGAAAACUCUAGUAUGUUUAAAAUAUUUUAUAUAG